Equus quagga is the source of this 1325-nucleotide messenger RNA. RefSeq names its product UV excision repair protein RAD23 homolog B-like. Gene Ontology annotation, molecular function: proteasome binding; damaged DNA binding; ubiquitin binding. The record is from RefSeq and is a predicted model, not a curated record. Gene Ontology annotation, biological process: proteasome-mediated ubiquitin-dependent protein catabolic process; nucleotide-excision repair. Lineage: Eukaryota; Metazoa; Chordata; Mammalia; Perissodactyla; Equidae. Gene Ontology annotation, cellular component: nucleoplasm; cytosol.
CCAGCGGCCAGCACCCAGAGCAGGCCUGGCAGCCGAGCUGCGCGCGGCACCAUGCGGGUCACCCUGAAGACCCUCCAGCAGCAGACCUUCAAGAUCGACAUCGACCCCGAGGAGACGGUGAAAGCACUGAAGGAGAAGAUCGAGUCUGAAAAGGGGAAAGAUGCCUUUCCUGUAGCAGGUCAAAAAUUAAUUUAUGCAGGCAAAAUCCUCAAUGAUGAUACUGCUCUAAAAGAAUAUAAAAUUGAUGAGAAAAACUUUGUGGUGGUUAUGGUGACAAAACCCAAAGCAGUGACAACACCAGCACCAGCUACAACACAGCAAUCAAAUUCUGCCACCACUACCACAGUUAGUUCCUCCACAGCACCAGCUGUGGCUCAGGCUCCAACCCCCGCCCCUGCUUUGGCUCCCACCCCCACCCCUGCAUCCAUCACUCCAGCAUCAGCAACAGCAUCUUCUGAACCUACACCUGCUAGUGCAACGAAACAAGAGAAACCUGCAGAAAAGCCAGCAGAAACACCAGUGGCUACUAGCCCAACAUCAACUGACUGUACAUCAGGAGAUUCUUCUCGGUCAAACCUUUUUGAAGAUGCAACAAGUGCGCUUGUGACAGGUCAGUCUUAUGAGAAUAUGGUAGCAGAGAUCAUGUCAAUGGGCUGUGAACGAGAGCAAGUAAUUGCGGCCCUGAGAGCCAGUUUCAACAACCCUGACAGAGCAGUGGAGUAUCUUUUCAUGGGAAUCCCUGGAGAUAGAGAGAGUCAGGCUGUGGUUGACCCCCCUCCAGCAGCUAGUACUCGGGCUCCUCAGUCUUCAGUGGCUGCAGCUGCAGCAACCAUGACAGCGACGACUACAACAACAAGUUCUGGAGGACAUCCCCUUGAAUUUUUACGGAAUCAGCCUCAAUUUCAACAGAUGAGACAAAUCAUUCAACAGAAUCCUUCCCUGCUUCCAGCAUUGCUACAACAGAUAGGUCCGGAAAAUCCUCAGUUACUUCAGCAAAUUAGCCAACACCAGGAGCAUUUUAUACAGAUGUUAAAUGAACCGGUUCAAGAAGCUGGUGGUCAAGGAGGAGGGGGUGGAGGGGGCAGUGGAGGAAGUGCAGAAGCUGGAAGUGGUCAUGUGAACUACAUUCAAGUAACGCCUCAGGAAAAAGAAGCUAUAGAAAGGUUAAAGGCUUUAGGAUUUCCUGAAAGACUUGUGAUGCAAGCAUAUUUUGCUUGUGAGAAGAAUGAGAACUUGGCUGCCAAGUUUCUUCUACAGCAAAACUUUCAUGAAGAUUGAAAGGGGCUUUUUUUUAAUCUCACACUUCACACCAGUGCAUUACACUG